Etheostoma cragini (Arkansas darter) is the source of this 3612-nucleotide messenger RNA. It is a transcript of the gene znf185, whose product is annotated as zinc finger protein 185 with LIM domain. Bases 230 to 3148 code for a protein of 972 amino acids. NCBI's taxonomy places the organism in Eukaryota, Metazoa, Chordata, Actinopteri, Perciformes, Percidae. The transcript is spliced from 35 exons. The record is from RefSeq and is a predicted model, not a curated record.
UUCCUUGACUGGCUGGGCUUGUUAGUGUUCACGCCCGUACCUGUUCACUAGCACAAGGAAUAAGACACCUGUCAGACAGAGAAAUACGUUUCCUCUGCUCUUACUCAGGGACACACUGAUCACAAACUUGAUUAAACGGGGUGGACGUUUCUCUGCUGGAUAUAAAGUAAACGCAGGUGGCCUGUCAAGAUAACAGAACAAAGACGAGAGGGAAACAUCUAGAUCAAGCAUGUCAAAAGAGGAGGGAAAAGCAUCUGUGUUUCGUACCACCAAAGUGAGGACCAGGCUGAGGGAUGACAGCAGCUGGCUGCAGCAGCGCCAAGAUGCUCAGGCUGAAACCGAAGAAGAGAAACCAUGGUUAGCAGAAGUAAGGGCCAGGCGUUUGAAUGGAGACAUUGUUGACACCAGUCCAGUGUCGUCACCAGCAACAUCCACUCCGCCACCCACCAAGACUGACGGUGAAAGAGCAACAUCGCCGGGGUUCCUGAUCAGAGGCGUUUUCACUAAACUAGACAAGCCUGCUUCACCCGUAACAACUAACGGCGUUAGUGUUACGACGACACAAUUCACCCACAAACCUUCAGAGAGCUACAAGAAAAUAGCCCCGUACACUGUGAGGCCCACUCCAGAGAACCAGGAAGACCAGCUUAGCAACGAGGAGCUGGAGAAACGGAGGGAGGCAGCUGGCAAUGUACUGAAGAAAUCUGUCAGGCCACGGUCUUAUGUGCUCUCUGCUGCUAAGAAAUUUGAGUCUCAAGAAACGACGUCUGACACCUCAUUGGUCAACAGCAGUCCAUCAUUUGUGGCUAAAAGGGUGGAGAUUUCUGAUGACGGUGAGAAUGCUGCUACUCCAGCACCCGCCAGCACCACACCCCCCUCCCCAGUUGUCGCCGUCACAUCUGCUGCCUCCGCACCUGAGCCCAAAGCACAGAAAAUAGUCGACACCAGCGUUAAGACAGCAGUUGAUGCCCCUAUUAAUAAGCCGGUGGCACCAAAGGUGGAGACCGCCGCCCCAGAGCCUGUGAAGAAAGACCCCCCUCCAGUGUCUGUUGCAGUAAAAGACCCAGUUGAAGGCAUAAAGCCAAAACCCAAGGAUUCAGACGUCCCUGGGCUGGUUAAAACACCUCUGGUUAAACUCACCUCAGCAUCACAAACCCCAAUAUCACCCACUCCAGCAUCCCCUGCCCCGGCCUCAACCGUCCCACUUCCACCUGCCCCAGUGUCGGCUGUAACAGGGAUCACAGUGAAGGCUGAACCAGAAGUAGCAUCACAACUGUCUCCAAAGCCACGAGUCGACACCAGCGUUAAGACAGCUGUUGAUGCCACUAUUAAUAAGCCGGUGGCACCAAAGGUGGAGACCGCCGCCCCAGAGCCUGUGAAGAAAGACCCCCCUCCAAUGUCUGUUGCAGUGAAAGACCCAGUUGAAGGCAUGAAGCCAAAACCCAAGGAUUCAGACGUCACUGGGCUGGUCAACACACCUCUGGUUAAACUCACCUCAGCAUCACAAACCCCAAUAUCACCCACUCCAGAAUCCCCUGCCCCUGCCUCAACCGUCCCACUUCCACCUGCCCCAGUGCCGGCUGUAACAGGGAUCACAGUGAAGGCUGAACCAGAAACAGUACCACAACUGUCUCCAAAGCCACGCUCCAAUGUUGACACGCUCACCACCUUGUCUGAUACUCUCAUUUCUUUUGGCACAAGUUCAACCAGCUUUAAGGAUGAUGAGCCAGUGCUGGCAAAGAAAAAAGAAGGCUCAGCGGCCAGUUGCACCACAAAGGACGGUGUUAAAGAGGAGCCUGCUCCAGCGCUCAGCAACUGUAAAGCAGUGACAGAUGAUCUUCUGGCUUUUGCUGAUGGUCCAGAGAAGUCAGCCGUGCCUGUCCCCCCCAGCCCAGGACGCUGGAGUCAGGAUCUGCUUGGCGGACUAGACAGUAAGUCAACCCCAGCAAAGACCAGCAGCAGCCUGGAUCUCCUGGCUAAUGAUGUCAUUUCAAUCAAAACGGAGGCACGCAGCCUCAGCAUGCAGCGAAUGGAGAAACAGAGAGAGACAGUCAAAGAAACACAAAGCUCCACAGAGACAGUCACUAUAACCACCAAAACUGUGAUCAUUACUGACAAAAGCGAAGAGGACACCGCAGAUCCAUGGAGUUCACAUGUGACGACCACAGUCACGGAAUCAAGCUCGGCUGAUCCGUUUGAUCCAUAUCCGAUAGGGACCACAUCCUCUAACAGUGCCUCUGACCUGCUCAAGCCUCUUGCUGAUAUUUCCAUCAACAGUGUUUCACCUACUUAUAUGAAGAACAAAGAUCCAAGUCCAAAAACCAAUAUUAGCAGUAAUGCGUUGGAAUCCCUUGCAGACAACGUCAUCCCUAUCAGCCCUGACUCCACAAGGCCCAGCUCACAGCGGUCAUGGGCACGCACAUGGGAAACCAGCACACCUCAGCAGGAAGACACAGAAGACAGCGAAGAAGAUGUACCUGGAGGCCAAACUGUAGAUCACGAGACGAUAAUCACGUUUGAGAGAAAGUCCAAGGAGAAUGACUCCCCUUGGGACAGGUGGACAUCACCCACUGUCUAUACUGUCACUACCAUUAGAGGAGAGGAAGAUGAAGAGGAUGGGGAGGAGGAGCCGGAGGAAAGCCUUGAGGAUACGCAGACAGAGACAGUCACAACCAUCACCACUAUCAGGGAGAUACACAGUAAUCCAGAGCCCGCUAUGGAUCGUUAUGAAACCUAUUCCAGGUCCGUGAUAGAAGAAGAAGACCGGCGUGUCCAAACACCAGAACCCGAGGCCAAAAAGGGGUUUGUGUACGUGAAGGAGUAUGUCAACGCAACAGAGCUGUCCUUGUACAAUGCCAGAGACGCCAUCGAUGGUGUGUCAGAUUAUCAGACAUCAAGCUUUGCCAGUUCCUCUUACAGCAGCCCUUCCUUUUACUCCAGUGGCACGCUGUCAUCCGCCUGUACCUUCUGCGGAAAGCCGGUGGACGGUGAUGCCAAGAUCACCAUCGAGCACCUCAAUAUCAACUGCCACCCCACCUGCUUCAAGUGUGGUAUGUGUAGUAAGCCAAUGGGAGACCUUCUCGACAGUAUGUUCCUACAUGGGGGGAAAGUCCACUGCGAGUCCUGCUACAGCAAAGCCUUGGACUGAUAAUCGAAGCUCUUCAGCGGCCUCUUAUCCUCAGCUCCUUCUCUUCAUGUUCAUUUGCAUAUAAAUUGAGAACUGACAAAGUUUGGACUGUGUUUGGUUGGAACUCAAGAAUGAUGUGGAUUAGGGUGAUCAAAAAGACAUUCAUAGUGAGCCAAAUGGCUACUUAAUGUUGAUUCUUACAUUAGGUUAAAUUUCUAUGUUAUUCAAGCUUGUGUUUUUUUUUUUUUCCUGGUGGUGAAAGCUGUAUCUGCCUCAGUAAACUAUGAAGGAUAUGUCUGUACAACACGAUGUGCUACAUUAACUAUGAACAGAUUAAUACUGGCAAAUUUGGUGUUAUAUUUUAGAAACAGCAGUUAUGCAAGAACAUAUUUUAUUACAAAAUGUUUACCUUUUUUUGCUCAUGAUACAAAAUAGUGUGUUCACAUGUAUGAUGCUUUGUUAAAAAAAUAAAAUGACUUAUAGAA